Messenger RNA from Scomber japonicus (chub mackerel), 5217 nucleotides. It is a transcript of the gene gpr179, whose product is annotated as G protein-coupled receptor 179. The coding region runs from base 1 to 5217 and encodes 1738 amino acids. The transcript is spliced from 12 exons. Gene Ontology annotation, molecular function: G protein-coupled receptor activity. Lineage: Eukaryota; Metazoa; Chordata; Actinopteri; Scombriformes; Scombridae. Gene Ontology annotation, biological process: G protein-coupled receptor signaling pathway. Gene Ontology annotation, cellular component: membrane. The record is from RefSeq and is a predicted model, not a curated record.
AUGGGACCUGUUUGGCUUCUUCUUCUUCCUCUGCUCCCAUCCCUCCUCACAGCACAGGUGACUCCAGAAUUCGCAUCAGGAGUCACAGCGGAGGCGGAUAACAGCACUGACUCUUUAUCAAACAGCACAGAGACUUCAGACAACUCCACCAACCCCUCCACCACUCCCUCCAGCAACCCCUCCAGCAACCCCACCACUCCCUCCAGCCCCCCUGAGCCUUCUGAGUUUGCUGUGACGCCUUCACAAGCUCCCGCAGAGGAGGAUGAUUGGUCACCAGCUGAGACCUUUUUAUACACUGGAGACCCUUCCACACUGGAAGAGGCCCGCUGCUCACGGACGUACAGCCUAAUAAAGCAGACCGGACCCCUGCCCAGCAGCUUCAGUGUCCCUCUCAGGCCAGCAAUGGAUGCUGUGGCCAACACCGCCAACUUCCUCAACAUGAUCUUCCAGGCCAGUGACCUGCGUGAGAGCACGGUUGAGGAGGACAUGGAGUGGUACCACGCUCUGGUCCGUGCUCUCCUGGAGGCCGACGUGCUCAUCCAGCAUGCCCUGUUCACCUUUGAUGCUGACCCAGCUGCUCUGGUGCCACAGCUGGUGCUCCACGCCACCCGAAACCCCACAGCCAAGGUUCAGACCAUCAUACUCCAGGACUUAUCCAAGGCGUGGGAUAUGCUGCAUCCUCCGGCACCGGCCCCUGAUGACAGCUGGUUCAGAAGCUUUAAAUUCCCAGAGUCAAACCAGCCGCUGGCAGGCCUGUCCAAGCGGGUGCUCCUCAAUGACCUCAGCACCUUGGACACGCCCAAGUGGGGGCAGGGCGACAGCUAUGUGACCAAUCGCAGUGGGGUGCGUUGGGCCAGUGCCCCCUUCCUGGAAUGUGAAGAUGGACGAUUCUUGCCCAACUGGAUGCUCACCCUGUCCACGUCCUUCUAUGGCCUCAAACCUGACCUGACACCUGAGUUCAGAGGUGUGGUUCGCGUGGAUGUCAACAUUCAGGGCAUCGACUUGGACCAAUGUACAACAGGCAACAGCUGGUUUGGUGAUACACACCAGUGCAACCGCACCACCAUGGAGUGUGUACCAGUUCCAGGCCAGGGCUUUCGGCUGGGUCAAUACUGCUGCCGCUGUAGAGAGGGAUACUACAACCCUGACAUAGUCAUUCAGGACCCAGAUGGCGGACCUGUGAACGAGAGUGAGAGCAGCACUCUGUGUUUCCCGGCGAUGCCCAUCUGUCUUCCAUGCUGGCCAGGCUGUAAGAGUUGUCAGGAUGGCACCCCCUGCUGGGUGCAAGAAGACUGGCUUCUGAGGGCCGGCGUGCUGGCCGUCCAAGGCAUCUUCAUGCUCCUCAUCUUUGUCAGUAUGCUGGUGGCCUACCAGCAUCGUAGGAACCGGAGGAUCCGAGCGUCCGGCCUCCUGCUGCUGGAGACGAUCUUGUUUGGCUCUCUGCUCCUCUACUUCCCGGUCUUCAUCAUGUACUUCAGGCCGAGCACCUUCAGGUGUAUCCUGCUCCGUUGGGUCCGAAUGUUGGGCUUCUCCAUCGUCUACGGCACCGUCACACUGAAAAUGUACAGGGUCCUGAAGGUGUUCCUCUCACGAACAGCCCAGAGGAUGCCCUACAUGUCCAGCCUCCACUUGCUGAGGAUUCUGGGAGUGAUGCUGAUGACGGUCAGCUGGUUCCUGUGUGCGUGGACGGUGGGUGUCCUGCAGAACCGUGACAGGAACAUCCCAGUGUUCAUCACAACCAACACAACGGAUGGUCAGGGCUUCAACCUGUGCUACCUGGACCGCUGGGACUACAUGAUGGCCGUGGCGGAGCUUCUGUUCCUGUGCUGGGGCAGCUCUCUGUGGACUGCCGUCAGACCGGUCCCCUCAGCCUUCCACGAACCUCGCUACAUGGGCAUCGCCAUCCACAACGAGCUACUUCUGUCCUCCAUGUUCCACUUAUUACGGUUUACCUUCCCUUCUCUCCAUCCUGAUUGGAUGCUGCUGCUGUCUUUCACACACACCCAUGUGACCAUCACUGUGACACUCGCCCUGCUCUUCAUCCCCAAGUUUCUAUAUGUGUCCAAGCCUGUGAAAGAGGAGAUUGCAGCAGAGGUGUAUGAAGAUGAGGUGGACAUGCGGCGAUCCGGCUCAUACCUCAACAGCAGUUUCCACUCUGUUUGGAGUGAGCCCGGUGUGGACCCGGAUGACUUUCGGGAAGAACUGAAGAAGUUAUAUGCCCAGUUAGAAGUCCACAAGACCAAGAAGAUGACUGCAAACAACCCUCAUCUGUCAAAGAAGCGAAGUUCUCGAUGUACAUUGGGGAGAUCCAUAAUUAGACGAAUUGUUGAGAUACCAGAAAGCAUGAGCCGGCAGUGCAGCCGUGAGGAGAAAGAUGGUUCCUUCCGCAGUAGAAGUGUGCAUAUGUCUGAUUCCUUUAGGAGGUCCCCAGAUACUGUCAGUAUCAGUUACAGAAGUUCAAUUGCGUCACGAUCACCAUCCAUUCGCAAGUCCCAAAGUGAUUAUCACUAUGUCAGAGAAAGAGACUCCUCCAGACGUGACUCCUCCAGGCGUGGCUCCAUUUUAAAGCCCAACUCCGUAAAGAGAUCCUCCCAGCGAUCUGAGACAGACUCCUUAGACAUCCCACCAGGGGUCUGUAAGUCAGUCAGUGCCCAAAACCUGACAAUCGAUACCAAUCUUCUGCAUCCCGAUCACACCAGGCUUCAUAAGUCCUGGAGUCUGACUUCAACUAACAGCCCUUCUAUGGAGAACAUAGCAAAGAUGAACAGAUCCAGCACAGUGCUGAACAAGUCCAGGCAGAGCAUCUCCAUUAGUGACCAGACCAGGAGUGCUCUCCAGUCAGAGUCAUUUGACAAGGCUGAGGUCUGUCCUUGGGAGUUAGAGCAUGAACAAUCAGGGGACAAGAACCAGAAACAUGUCACUUAUGCAAAUUCCCAGGAUGGUGAGCAAGAAAGGUCAUCAUCCCCAGUUGCGCUGAUCUGUCCUUGGGAAUAUUUGCCACCUGUAGAAAAAACUCCUUCAGUGGAAAGGAGUGAAACUGACUCUCCCAAACCACAGGCUCCUGUGUCAGCAAGUGCGCCAGCCUCUCCAAGACCAAAGGUCACAAAAGAUCAGCGUGUCUUCUCCUUCCGGACAACCUCCACUAAGUGGCUCUCUGUGAAAUCAAUUAUGGGAUCCAUGGAUUCAGUCAGCAGGUCCAGCAGGGAGGGAAAUUUAAAUAUAGAGGAUUCUGUUUCACAAAAAAGUCAGGAUAGUGCUUCCACAACACCGAGGUUAGGAACAUCUAAUAGACGUCCAAGCGUGGAAAAGAGGUCACUUCAGAAAAGAAGUUUGACAUUAACAGAUGGAAAACCAUGCCUUGUGAAGCAAAAUGCAGUAAGACUGUCCUCUGUGGAUUCCUCAGAAAGAAGUCCAAGAAGGCUUGUGAUUGUCAAAUCUGCCAUCUAUCCCUCGGACACGGAUGAUAUGCAAAAAGAUGGCACAUAUGAAAAUGUGUUUUUAUCAAGGCAGAACAGCAAACGUAGUAGUAUUACUUCCUGGGACACUGGCAGCACUUCGAGGACUCCUUCAACUCGCAGAAGAAGUAGUCGAAUCACACCAGUUCGUACUAUUUCUCAUGCAGAUAUAUGUCCAUGGGAAGGACCUGGUACUCUACAGCAAGGAGAGGGACCAAGGAAGCAGCAGAGCGUUAAAGCAGAUGUCUGCCCUUGGGAUUCACAAGUAUCUGAACGAACUAAUCUAUGUCCAUGGGAAGAUCAAGCUAGUGUGAGAAGUCAAGGAAGUGGUCGUAGUGAAAUGUGUCCUUGGGAUUCACAAGAUGUUCCGGUUGUUGCUCAUGCUACCUUGUCCAGAAAUCCACGGAAACCGUCUUUGACACCUACAAUAGAUAUAUGUCCCUGGGAUACUACAGAAAACCCCUCAACUUCAGAGAAACAAGAUGAAUAUUCUAAUGUUUGUCCGUGGGAUAUUCAGGACAAGGCUGACGUUGUAUAUGAAAACCUAAAUCGUUCGGGCAGAAAGGGAUCGCUGACAGUGCCCUUACUACAUGAAGUUAUAAAAUCUGCUGUCUCUCCCAGUACACCAAAAGGAAGUUUAAGAAGUGAGCAACUUCCCCAAACAAAAUCACCUGCCAUGCAUUUGGAGAGACAAGUGCCCAAGACAGUAGAAAGUUGUCCAUGGGAGUUCCCAGAUCCACCUAAAUUGGAAAAUAUUUGUCCAUGGGAAGAGGGAAACACACAGCCAACAAAUACAGGCUCACCUUCACAAAUGACUAUCAAGGCAGAUGUUUGUCCCUGGGAUUCAGGACAUCAAGACAAACCAGAAGACUCACAAAAAGGUGUCUUGCCUGUGGAAGGUGUAUCAGUACAGAGAGAGGCUACUGAUGCAAGAGUAAAUGUAUGCCCCUGGGAUACUGAGCAGCCUGAAAAAAUUGUAGCUACCAAGAUUUUGUCACAAGGAACAGAAAGACCACCAAAAGUUCUGCAAAAGCAAGAUAGUGCUCGGGCAGAUGUUUGUCCAUGGGACACAGAUCAGCCGAAAGUUCUACAAAAGCAAGAUAGCGCUCGGGCAGAUGUUUGUCCAUGGGACACAGAUGCACCAAAAGUUCUGCAAAAGCAAGAUAGUGCUCGGGCAGAUGUUUGUCCAUGGGACACAGAUCAGCCGAAAGUUCUACAAAAGCAAGAUAGUGCUCGGGCAGAUGUUUGUCCAUGGGACACAGAUCAGCCGAAAGUUCUGCAAAAGCAAGACAGUGCUCGGGCAGAUGUUUGUCCAUGGGACACAGAUCAGCCGAAAGUUCUACAAAAGCAAGAUAGCGCUCGGGCAAGUGUUUGUCCAUGGGACACAGAAGAGCCAGCAGUUGUCCAAAAACAAGACAGGGCUGCAACAGAGGUUUGCCCCUGGGAAACUACAGAUCCACAAACGUCAAGUGAAAGCAGGCCUGAUAAUCUGAAGAGUGACAAAGAUGAUGUCACAGAGAACCAGGAGCCUCUCUACGUCGAAGAAGCUCGAGCAGAUAUCAGCACAGAGGAGACAGAUGAAGCUAAAGAAAACAUAGCCCUGGGCCGGCGUGACGUUAUGUGUUCCUGGGACAGAUCUGGUUCAUUCACAGAUAAUGCCUCAGACGUUUUCACAUGGGAGCCAGAGAAUAUUCCUGAAGAAGACGAAGACGACGAUGCAGAAUUUGCUGCUGAGGCCCUCGUGUUCCCACCUGACUUGUGA